Molecule: messenger RNA, 2382 nt
Organism: Symphalangus syndactylus (siamang)
Lineage: Eukaryota; Metazoa; Chordata; Mammalia; Primates; Hylobatidae
Source: RefSeq, a predicted model, not a curated record
AUGUGACCGGGCAUUUUAAAGGGAAUGUGGGGAGCAGGUGCCCAAAUGGAGUCAAGGAAGUGAAAAAUUACAGAAAGCAGCAAGAGGGUUGGGUAGCAUGAAUGUGAUGAGCUGACUCUGCUACGAGCUGGCAGGUUGGGGCUGGCGGGGAUGGGCUCCUGCUCCCCUUCCCCAGCCCCAGACGGGGAGACAGGCCUGUUUUCCUGAUGAUUAUGUUCCAAAGGGUUGCUCUCGGUCCUUGAGAAGGACGUCUCAGAGCUGUAGGAGGUGCAGGCAUGUGUGUCUCCAAGGGACUGAGGAAGGAUUCACAAUUGUUAGCUCGGAUUUUCCGAAGUAACUGUGCUAGGAAGGGGAGGCAGGGCAGGGGCCGGUUGUCAGGUGUGGUAGAACCAAGGGCAAAUCCUCCUGACAGCCCUGAGCUUUUUCUGACAGGAACUCUGGGGGUGCUGUAGCUCAGGCUUCAGGAAGUCCUGCUGUGGCGGGUGGUGUCUCAGUGCAGGGGGGUAGGACAGAGCCCUUGUGUGCUGAGAGCUCUUCUGUGGUUCUCAGCAGCCAACAGUGAGAGACUCACGUGAUUGUGAAGCCAGGCUUCUCAGGGCAGCCCCUAUGACGGCGCACAUCACGUAGAAGGUUCUAAAUCAGCACUGGCCGAAUGAGCGAUUCCAAAGAGCAGCGAUUCCAAAGAGCAGCGAUUCCAAAGAGCAGCGAUUCCAAAGAGCAGCGAUUCCAAAGAGCAGCGAUUCCAAACACCUCUGUUUGCAGGAAGAUGGAGCUGACGCAUUUUCUUUGAUCCUUUUGUUAAGUAUAAGGAAGAGCCCUGGGCAUUAUCUAUGGAAUAAGCAUAGUGAGCCUCUGCGGGAUGGAGGCCAGGGGCCUCGGAACAGCGUGGCGGGGAGCUGCCCAGGUUUCCUGGUCUGCCUCUUCCAUCCCAGACUUGGAGCUAAGGAAGCACAUCCCCAAAAUGCUGACGCUCCCCAGCAAAGGACUAGGGAAACAGCAGCUGGGAGACAGAAAAUGUAGUUAAUGCCAAUAAUGGAAAGAAGAACGUGAUGGAUAUAAGGUCAGCAGCAGAAUGGAGGCGACAGGAGCGCGUUCAUGAACUCAGAGAUGGACCAGUAGGAACUGCCCAUCUGCCCAUUCUGAACAGCAGACAGAAUACGAUGGAAUAAAAUGAGCAAAGUUCCCGGCACCAAUGGGACCUGGGAAUACGAUGGAAUAAAAGGAACAAAGUCCCCGGUGCCAGUGGGGCCACAGCACAAGAUCCAGCAUUCUAGUCGUGGGGAUCUGAGAGGGUCUGGAGGAGCUGAGAUGGAGCCGCAGAGGCAGCAGGCAGCGUCUUCGAGACUAAUCCAGUCUCUUCACUGUUCUGAAGAGCCCAAACUCACAACUGCGUGGAUUGUCCUCCUCAGACGAGACACUUCAUCCAGAGAGGACUCUCAGCCAACCCUAAGGGAUUCGGGCUGGAGCUCUGCUUCUCUGCAGGGAGGUGGCGCAGGAACUCAUCGUCCUCUCCUGUCCCGACUUGUCAGCGCUCCUGCCUGGGAGCCUGGACCCCGGCUCACAUUUCUCAGCAUGUCCUUGGGCUGUGUGUGGUCUGUGUGUCCCUGGGGUUGUCUGUGGGGUCAUGUGGCCCCGCUGGGCUGCCUGGUUGGUUUCCUGUUUUCUCCCACAUCGUGUCUGGCGUUUCUUCACUCAGAAAUGAGGCAUCUGUUGUUGGCUUUCCUGUGGAGUUUGUGUCCCUCCCUGAGCUCCCGGCUCUGUGGGGCCAGCCCCAGUGUGGACUUGUGGCCCCCUGUGCUGCUGGGCCUCAGGUUUGGGUCUGCAGAGUAGAUGGGUGUGAGUUCUGUGACCACUGGACUCUGAAAACAUGCAGCCCUCUUUGACUAUAACACUGGACAUGUGCAAAGCUUGGGGACUGAUCAAAAAGUAUAAAGAGGCCAUUGAAAAAGACCUGACUCCUGCACCCAGAGGUAGCACCAAGAACAUGGCGUGCAUUUCAUCUCCACGUCUCCCUUCUCCUCUCCUUUCCUCCCCUGUUCAUUCAUUCAGCCAAUCUAUCAGCCAACCAGUAAGCACUCACGGACACCCACGUGUGCAGGUGCCAUGGGGGCAGCCGAGUGUGGGGACUGCUGUGGCAGAGCUGGCAGCCUUGUAUGCUUCCUGCACUUGUCACAUUUUAUUGCAGCCAGUGCCUGUGCCAUUAAACAUUCCUUGAAAAUAAAAUCUUUUUUGGCUGUACAAUGUUUCUUUGUAUAGACAUACCAGAAGUAAACUCUUGGCCGGGCGCGGUGCCUCACACCUGUAAUCCUAGCACUUUGGGAGGCUGAGGCGGGUGGAUUGCCUGAGCUCAGGAGUUCGGACCGGCCUGGGCAACACGAUGAA